UAUUUUAAUAUUUCAACGUGCGCCAAUAUACAUCUAUAUCUUCAUGAAAAUUGCGCAUUUGUAAUCUUUUACGUUUCGCUCCUUAUUUGCAAGUUCACUGUACUUCCAUUGUUUACUCAGGGUUAUGAAACAGUAAGGAGCUAUCUUCUGCCGCCUAAAGAGCGUCAGUUCAAGUAAAUCAUGUCAGGAGAUGUACAGCCAAGAAGGAGGAAAGAUAAAAAGAAAAAAAAAGAUGAUUUGGGCGUAGAGGAGCCUCGUGGCACGGCAGCGACUCUUGGCGAGGGUGAUGUCUUUAUGCACUCUCAACAUGAUCAUGGCACUGGUGGACAUUGGUGUGCGAAAAUAAUAUUUUUUUCUCUUUUGGCGGUACUGAUUACACUUGUUGGAUUGAUUAUACUAGAAAAUAGAGGUCUCACUGAAUUGGAAGCCAACUCUGUUGAGUCACGAUAUUCUGGUGUUCUGGAAGGUUGGUUAGAAGAUACUCCUGAUGAUGAUCAUCAUGACGAACACACUUUAGAGUUAAAACACCCUGAUGAUGAAAUUGAAGAACAUGAUGAAUCUGAUCUUGAAGAUGAAGAAGGGCACGAUUUAGAUGAAGAACAUGAGGAUCAUGAAGAUGAUGAAGAGCACGAGGAGGACGAAGAAGAGGAUGAAAUUAUUGACAGUAACGAAGUUGAUGGUGACGAUGAAGAGCAUCAAGACGAAAAAGACGAAAACGAAGAUGAUAAUGAUGAAAGUGUAGAAAAUUUAGAUGAAACGGAUGAUGAGGAGGUUGAUGAGAAAAUAGCUUACAGUCGAUAUAGUUAUGACGAGCAGAAAUAUAAUAUUGAUGAUAACGAUGAUGAUGACGAACAAAUUAGUCGUGAAAGUCAAGAAAUUGAAGAAGAAGACGAUAAAUUAAGUAAAGAAAACGAUGAUGACCAAAAUGAGGAUGGCUCUGAUGAUGAAGAUAAUCAGGAUGACUCUGAUGAUGAAGAUAAUCAGGAUGAACAAGAUGAUGAAGACGGACAGGAUAAUGAUGAAAACUAUAUAUAUGGAAGAAAUAAACAAGAUGAAUCUGCGGAACUUGAUGAGGAAAAUCUAGAACACGACGAUGAUGAGCCAGAGGAUGAAGACGAGAUAGAGAAAAUCGAAAGGGAAUUCAAUGAUGACGACGAGGGUUCGGAAGAAGUUCCACUCAAAUCGUCUCAUCAUGACAAAGAAGAUGAAGAUGUAUCAAAAGAAGAUGCUACACAAGAGGAAGAUGAAGAGGACGAAGAUUUCUUAGAGGCGGACGAUGAUGAACCACCCGUGGAGCGAAUCACAACGCCACCGGCUGGGAAACCUUUUGUUGAGAUAGAAGAAGAAACAAUAGUAAAACCUAUCGACACAUUAGCCGAAGAAGAAGAGUAUGAAAGGAAGCAAGAAGAAUUGCGUAGAGAGGAGGCUGAAGCAUCCCACAUGUGGCUGAAGCUGGCGGUGGGCGGCGCGCUGCUCGCGGCCACGCACGCCGUGCUGCGGCGCGCCACGGCACGCGAUGCCCCUGAACCGGAACCGGAAGAGCCUACAAGACAGGAGACGGCUCCUAUGCCCGACCGAAGGAUGACUCUUGUUUCUGAAGAACCGUCGACGUAUGUAGCACAAAGGCAACCGCAACCAGCUCCACGUUCAAUAAGUGACGAGCACAUUUUCAAAAAACCGGCUCCUGUGGUAAUGUCGGCACCAAUAACGAAACAAGAUAUUGAACGAGAAGUAAACGAAAAAAAAACAUUACGUGAUCAGGAGAUUCCAGAAGACAAAACAAAGGAUGAAGAAGAAAAGGAGCUGUACAGUGAUGAUGAAGAAAUCGAAGAAGAAGAAGAGGAGGAAGAAGAAGAUAUUGUUAUCCCAACAAAAAUAACUACCCAACAGAAGUCUCCGAUUCUAAAGACAGAACAUAAGGAAGAAGAAUCAGAACCUGAAGAAGUUCCCGAUGAUGUCGAAAUUAUAGACGACGAACAAAUUGAAGAAGAAGAAGAGGAGGAGGAACAAGAUGAUGAAGAAGAAAUUUCUGAUGUUGAUGAUACGGAAUUGUUAAGUCGAUUAGAAGCUAAAUAUGGUCGCCUCCCCGAACCGGAGAGACCCGGAAAACACAAGGAAGGUGGAAAUAGUAUAGAAGAUGAAUGGCCAGGUGAACCCAGCCAGUCGUACUGGCGCGAACAGCUUGACAUCGCUGAAGAAGAACUACGCCAGGGCGCGUGGGCGGCGUGCGAGCGGCGCGCGGCGGCGAGCGCGCUGGCCGACAGCGGCCGCGCGCGCUGGAUCGCGGCGCGCGCGCUCGACGGCGCCGCCGAGGCGGGCAAGGACAACCGACUCCUCUCCAGGGCCAUAGCCGCAUACAUACAUCUUCUCAAAAUGAACGAGCGUCUCUCGGAUGCCAAGCUGCUGGAAGUUGCCCGUCGGGCCAUAGAUAGAAUACAAUUUAGAGGGACGUACCUGAGUGCUGAGCCUAUUUACAGGCUUUUAAUAAGAAGAUUCCCUCACGAUGUCAACCACAGGAACAAUUUAACCGUUACCUUUCUAAUGGCUAACAGAGCCGACUUGGCAAGUGAGGUCCUUCAAGACACGCUCCGACUGUGGCCCAACGACCGCGUCGCUCUAGCCCAUCACGGCUUCGUAAUGAAGAACCACUACAACAACCUAGAGGAGGCGGUCGUCUACCUCCAGAGAGCGCUAGAGGACGACGCCGGCCCGCCCGACGCGGCGCGCUUCUACUACCACCUGGGAGACGCGCUGCUGCAGCUCGGCCGCCCGCAUGACGCGCAGCUCGUGCACGCCCGUGCCGCCGCGCUCGGACACUUCCUGUCCGCCGCGCAGCGCUCCCUCUACAACGUGCCGCGCCUGCGGGGCCGGCCAUGGUGGCCCGUCGAGGACACCCCGUACGCGGGCCUCGCGCGGGCGCUGGAGAGGUCGUGGCGGGACGUGCUUCGGGAGGGCGAGGAGGCCGGCGCGGCGUACGAGCGCGAGAAGGAGGGACUGAUGGAGCGUGGCGAGUGGUCGCAGCUGGAGCUGUUCGUGCGCGGGCGCGAGGUGGGCGGGCGGUGCGCGCGCGCGCCCGUCACGUGCGCGCUCGUGCGCUCCGAACCGGCCGCCGCGGGCUGUCGGCGCGGCCAGGUCAAGUUCAGCGCCAUGCGCGCCGGCACGCACGUGCGCGCGCACGUGGGGCCCACCAACUGCCGUCUGCGCCUGCACCUGGCGCUCAGCAACACGGACGGCACCUACAUCCGCGUGCACAACGAGACCAGACAGUGGCGCGUCGGUAAAACGUUCAUAUUUGACGAUAGUUUCGAACACGAAGUCUGGCACAACGGAACUGGGACCCGUAUCGUACUCAUCGUCGACUUGUGGCAUCCCGAUCUAACCGCUGCAGAGAGGCGGCAACUCCCCGCAAUUUGAUGUACCAAACAUAUCUUUAAAAAACGGGCUAUAAUUAUAAUUAAAAAAUUUACAAUUCGUCUACUGAAUGAUAUUUUAUAAUUUUUGACGAUACAGUGAAGAUUCGAUAUUUGCAUCCGUAAUAAUUUAAUUCUUAUAAUUAGUUAUAUGUGUAUGUAUGCCUGUAGUCAUAACGCAACGGAGAUCAAAGAUGUUGAUGAUAAUUAUUUAGUAUAAAACAAUGUUUAUGAAAUAAGAUGAAAGUGGAAUCUCUCGAAUAUUUGAAUCUAUACUGUAUUGACGUUUAUAUAUUUGUAAAUCAUGAUCAUGCAUUUCUCGUUCUAUUAUUUAUUUUAAAUAAAUUCCGUAUUAUGUAA
This is a messenger RNA of Vanessa atalanta (red admiral), 3770 nucleotides long. RefSeq names its product aspartyl/asparaginyl beta-hydroxylase (gene Asph). The coding region runs from base 181 to 3414 and encodes 1077 amino acids. Lineage: Eukaryota; Metazoa; Arthropoda; Insecta; Lepidoptera; Nymphalidae. Gene Ontology annotation, molecular function: peptidyl-aspartic acid 3-dioxygenase activity; protein binding. Gene Ontology annotation, biological process: peptidyl-aspartic acid hydroxylation. The transcript is spliced from 16 exons. Gene Ontology annotation, cellular component: endoplasmic reticulum. The record is from RefSeq and is a predicted model, not a curated record.